AUGCCUUAUCAGAUAUUCGGGAAAUCGACAUUCAAACAAAAAAAAAGUACAUCUUUCGUGGUUUCUUCAGCAAAUGCUAAAUCCUGCUACAGACCUGAAAAUGAUUUCCCCGAAGCUUAUAACAUUUCACCAACUGUAAUGGAAUCAACUAGCGUUGACGAGGAAAAGCAAAGAGUAUCAGGUGCAUCCGAUCUGAUCCAUGGGACAAGUAGUGAAGAAGAUGAGAUGUCACGUCAAGAUCACAAAUGGCUGUCUUUGAAUAAAUAUAAAAUUGAUUUUAUGGAUUCUGUAUGGACAGACCAUUCAAAUAAUUGCAAUAUCUCUGAGCCAAGAAAACUAAUUGUGAAUCCUGAUUUCCUACCAGAAAGAAAUGAGUUUGAAGAGGGCAAGAUACAGGUCUCAGGAUAUGUAACUGAUGAACAUACUUCACUUGAAAUGCAUUCUAAUCUUUACAAAUGUGUUAUCAACAAAGCAAUUUCAGAUUGUAAAAAUAUUUCUGGAACAGCAAAUUUGAUUGCGAAUCCUGAUCUCCCAUCAGGAAGUAAUGAGCCGAAAAAUGGCAAAAGGCAAGUAUCGGAGGGUGAGACUAAUGAAUAUAUUUCACCCGAAGUGCACUCUCAAGGUCACAAUAAGAACAAGAGAAUGGCUGUCUACUUGAAGGAAGUUAAUUCUACCAAAGAGGUUGACAAUGCCGUGGCUGGACCUUCGGGAAUGAGUCCUCAUGAGAAGAAAUUUUCUUGCAGUUUAUGUUCUAAGGAAUUCAAUUAUAAAUAUAAUCUCUACAGACAUUAUCUAACCCACACUGGCGACAAACCCUUCAAGUGCUAUGUAUGCAAUAAACAAUUCUCUCAGAAAGUAAAUCUCGACGCACAUUACAAAAUCCACACUGGCGAAAAACCUUAUGCUUGUGAUAUAUGCGAAAAAAAAUUUAACAGUAAACACAAUCGCGACACUCAUCAUCGAAUCCACACCGGUGACAGACCUUUCUUACAAAGUGGAUCAGGUGUAUCAGAUCCUAUGCUUGCAAUGGCUGGUGAAGAAUAUAAAACGUCUCUUGAAAAGGGAAAAUGGCAGACAUUGAAUAACAACAAAAAGAAUUUUAUGGAUUCUCUAGAAUGUGUUAUCAGAAAAUCACAUUCAGAUAAUAAUAAUAUUUCUGGAACUUCGAAUUCGACUAAGAAUCUUGAUCCCCCAUCAGGAAUCAAGGAGCCAAGAAAUGGCAAAAUACAUGCUUCAUAUGGUGAAAAUGAUGAACACAUCCCACCCGAAGUACUCUCUCAGGUCAAGAGAAGAACAAGAGGCUCAAUAAGAACAAGAAAAUGGCUACCUACCUAA
Messenger RNA from Argiope bruennichi, 1335 nucleotides. Its product is annotated as zinc finger protein 226-like. NCBI's taxonomy places the organism in Eukaryota, Metazoa, Arthropoda, Arachnida, Araneae, Araneidae. The transcript has 3 exons. The record is from RefSeq and is a predicted model, not a curated record. The coding region runs from base 1 to 1335 and encodes 444 amino acids.